AUGAGGAACCAGAAGUAUGAAGAGAGCGAUCCAGAGAAUCUCCUGCAGUCCAACAGAGAAGUGAUUGUGAAACUUGCUGAAGUGGCUUUCAAACAGCUGAUGAAGGGCAAUGUGAUGUUCUACGAGGAGGACCUGAUUGAGAGCGGAAUAGAUGUCAAUGACGCCUCACUGUAUUCUGGGAUUUGCACUGAGAUCUUUAGGGAGGAAUCUGUGAUUCAUCUGAGGAAAGUCUACAGCUUCAUUCAUCUGAGCGUUCAGGAGUUUCUCGCUGCAUUUUACUGGUUUCACUGCUGUACAUGCAGUACUCUCACAGCGCUUGAAGAUUUUGAACCAUUGUAUAAUUUGCUUAAAGGUGCAGUAGAUAAAGCUCUUCUGAUUAAAACUGGACAGCUGGAUCUGUUCCUGCGGUUCCUGCUGGGUAUCUCACUGGGGUCCAAUCAGAGACUCUUACAAGAUCUACUGACACACACGGUGGACACCACACAAACCAUCAACACAAUCAGACUGUACAUUAAAGCUAAAAUUAAACAUGAUGAUCUCUCAGCUGAAAGGUCCAUCAAUCUGUUCUUGUGUCUUCUUGAAGUGAAUGAUCAGACUCUGUACAGAGAGAUUGAGGAGUUUGUGAGAUCAAACAAACACUCAGAGAAGAAACUCUCUGCUGCUCACUGUUCAGCAAUAGCCUACAUGCUUCAGAUGUCAGAGGAGCCGCUGGAUGAGUUUGAUCUGAAGAAAUACAACACAACACAGGAGGGUAGAAGAAGACUCAUACCAGCUGUCAACAACUGUAGAAGAGCUCUACUUCCUGACUGUAAUCUCACGGUUGAGUCCUGUAAAAUUGUGUCUUCAGCUCUUCAAUCCUCAAAUUCUCCUCUGAGAGAGCUUGAUGUGAGUAACAAUGAUCUGCAGGAUUCAGGAGUGAAGCUGAUCUCUGAUGCUCUCAAGAGUCACAACUGUCAACUAGAGAUACUGAGGUUAACAGGUUGUAUGGUGACAGAUGAAGGGUGCUGUUAUUUGGCUUCAGCUCUAAGUUCAAAGCUGUCACACCUGAGAGAGCUGGACCUAAGCUACAAUCACCCAGAACACUCAGCACUUCAGCUGCGCUCUUAUCAAAAUGAUCCAGACUAUGCGCUGAAGAUACUCAAUUUAGACUAUGGAGGACUUUGCAGGGUCAAACCGGGACUGCAGAAAUAUUUCUGUGAUCUCACACUGGAUCCAAACACAGUAAACACUGAACUCAUACUGUCUGAAGAGAACAAAAAGGUCACACAUGUGAAAGAUCCUCAGCCGUAUCCUGAUCAUCCAGACAGAUUUGAAGGUGUUCCUCAGGUUUUGAGUAAAGAGAGUCUGACUGGACGCUGUUACUGGGAGGCUCAAUGGGAAGUAUGGGCCCGUAUUGCAGUGAGCUACAAAGGAACCAGUAGGAAAGAAGGCACUAAUAGUAUGUUUGGGCUUGAUGACAAAUCCUGGAGUCUUUUCUGCAAUGCCAAUGGAUUUAACAUUUGGCACAAGAAUAAAACCAAGAACAUACCUGCUCCUUCAUCUUCAUCUAAAAAAGUAGGAGUUUAUCUGGACAUGUCAGCCGGCACUCUGUCCUUCUACAGCGUCUCUGACACACACACACACUCACACACACACUUACACACAUUCAACACCACAUUCACUGAACCCCUCUAUGCUGGAUUUAUGAUUAAUUUACUCAACUCCUCAGUGUCUCUGUGCAAUUAAACAUUCACGCACACACUGUCACGCCCUUGGACUGCCCCGUGUUCCUGUC
Molecule: messenger RNA, 1774 nt
Organism: Sinocyclocheilus rhinocerous
Lineage: Eukaryota; Metazoa; Chordata; Actinopteri; Cypriniformes; Cyprinidae
Product: protein NLRC3-like
Exons: 5
Coding region: 1-1725 (574 amino acids)
Molecular function (GO): protein binding
Source: RefSeq, a predicted model, not a curated record